Messenger RNA from Mytilus trossulus (common blue mussel), 5090 nucleotides. RefSeq lists its product as uncharacterized. Gene Ontology annotation, molecular function: ubiquitin-protein transferase activity. NCBI's taxonomy places the organism in Eukaryota, Metazoa, Mollusca, Bivalvia, Mytilida, Mytilidae. The transcript has 2 exons. Bases 3069 to 5090 code for a protein of 673 amino acids. The record is from RefSeq and is a predicted model, not a curated record.
UUGCGGAUUUCUUGCUUGGAUGAAGUUUAUGAAGAAAGGUUAGUUUAAUGAUAUUUAAUCAAUGUGACAUAAUGCAUGGAUGUUAAAUGUCUGCAUUUGUGAACACAAUCUAUGUAGCCACCGUUAGGAGCCGCGGUCUGAGACUUAUACUUUUCAACAACCAUACUAAUUCAUGCUUUUUUCGUUAUUGGAGAUAAAAAUGUUUUAAGAACGGUCAAAUCAUAAACCACAACCUUAUUAACCCGAAUAAUCCAGUCGUUAUAUUACGAUCACUACGACCACUCCAUUACCUCUGAGCACAAUGAUCAUAAGGGUGCGUUGUUAUUAUUCAAGUUACAACCUUAUUACAAAUUCAACAAUUAUGGGCUUAAGCUGACAAAAUAACAUUUUCCAAGUAUUUGGUCCAAUCGCAUUCUUGUCGAUUUCACAUUGACAAAAAAAAAACUAAUGCAUUAGAGAAAUAAUGACCCGGGAAAAGUGAGCAUAAACUGAAUGUCCGAAACGUAUUUGGUAUGUAUAAUACUUCUAAAAUCAUUUCAGGUUAUGAGAGUUUACCUCUUACUCUAACCUCAAAAAUCAUAUUUAAUCUAUGUUUAAACUGUUAAAACGGGUACAUAUAAAAUAAGAGUGGAAAUCGAAACCAAAACAAACAAAACGCAACGAAACAAAAAGAAAGGGAAAAUGAAGAAACGAAAUACAACCGAAAUCAAAACUAUAGAUUAAAAUUUUAACCCAAUAGCACUUUAAGAAUCCAACCCUUUAGUUUUAUGCAAUCAUUCAAUUGUGUGGUGUCCUUGAUAGUUUUCAUUGUUACAACUACGUUAAAACAGUAGGCUGUAUAUUUAAGGAAAUAUCCCUAUUAUCUCUUAUUUGAUGGUCUCUAAAUUGAUGAUUGCAAAUGCAUUUACACUUUUCUACAAAACUGUGUGGAUGUGCAGUACGUGUAACGUACAAUAUAACAUUUGAUAUUCAAGAAUACUUUUUACGGACUUUGUCUUUGAUCCUAUCGGCUAUCCUUAUAUGGGUAAAUUUGAAGCGUGAGAAAAAAGUUCAUGUCUUUGAAGUUUUCUAAAAUGUAUUCAGCACCAGGUGUUGCACGAGCCUCAGCCGGGUAUACAUGUAUAUAAAAGAGAUAUUAUUGUUCAAAUGUUAUAACUCAAAAUAGAGCCAACUGAGAAGGAAAAGGUAAUGUACGUACAUUUUAGAAUUAUUUGACGGUGUUUUACACAUUUUGAUGUUGCGUUAUUUCCAGUUUCAGUAGCAAACAAGCUGAUAUUUGAAUGGCUAAAUAAAUAGAAGAUUUUAGUAGUCCGGGUCAAUAUAUAUAAAUUAACCUAGAAUACUUUAUAAGUAUAUUGUUCAAGAAAAGUAUGAUAAAAUCAUAAUUCAUAAAUAUCGACAAAUAAUAACAGUGCAAAACUUUACCUUUAUAUACCUUAUAUACUUAUUUUAUAAAUGCAUUUAAUUUAAAACCGAUUAUCCCAAUUUUAACCAACUUGACUCUAACUCUUAACUUAAAACAAUUAUAGAUCCCAAGUAUAAAUUUUUUUAUGUCCCAUUUAUGGACAUUAUGUUUUCUUGUCUCUGCGCCCGUCUGUUCGUUCAUCUGUCUGUCCGUUCGUCCGUCUGUCCCGCUUCAGGUUAAAGUUUUUGGUCGAGGUAGUUUUUGAUGAAGUUGAAGUCCAAUCAACUUGAAACUUAGUAAACAUGUUCCCUAUGAUACGAUCUUAAUAAUUUUAAUUUCAAUGCCAAAUUAGAGAUUUCCCCCCAUUUUCAGGGUCCACUGAACAAAGAAAAUGAUAGUGCGGAUGGGACAUCCGUGUACUGGGGACACAUUCUUGUUUUCUAUAUAAAGAAAAAUAAUGGAAUUGCGAACAUAAGGUCCACAUUGGUCAAUUAUCUAUUGUCUAUAUAAUUAUAUCUUGGGGAAUACCCCGUUAUUCUGAUACCCCAGUAGUCCGACACCCCAAUAGUUAGACACCUUAUUGGCCCGACACCCCACAAGUCCGAAACCCCUUUAUCACGAAUGUGACCUACCGAUUUCGACUAUUUACCCCUAUUUGUAGCAUUUUUACUUUUGUGUCUGUUUGUUUUGUUUACGCCUCAUUAUCAAUAUUAUAAUAUUUGACUAUUGAUUAUGUACCUAGCCUAGCUGCUUAAUAGAUCUAGGUAGCAGCUAGGCUAGAUACACGUUCAUCAGUCAAAAAUCUACGUAGCCCUAUGUAGCUGUUACGAUAUUGCACGGCACGCAACCCCGUUAAAAACAUGCGGCAGUUUAAAAGGUGUUUCGUUCGAACUAGUUAGUGUCUAGAAUCGAUAACGAAACAAUAAGCGACGACGAGCUUGAACACGGUUGUCGUCCCUUAAUUUUCGUUAUCCUCGAAAAUAUUUUCCUUGGUGUGGACAGUGUUACUUACCAAUUUAUUUCAUACCCUUUCACAAUUCAUUUCUUCACCCCUUCAACAUACAAUUGUCCAUAUUGUGAGUUAGAUCUGAUGAGGUUUUGGAUAAUUUUGAUAUAAUUUGUCUAAAUUUUCUAAUUGUCUAAAAGAAAUGCACCACGGAAUAACUUCUGUUCUCGGGCCAUAUAUAAGGUAGACCCUCUUGCAAAAUGGAUUACUGUUUUAAAAUGGUUCUUUAAUAUUCUCUGCAAAUGUGCAGGUUGAUUUCGAUUUAAUAUGCAUUUCUUAUGUUUCAAAAUUGGUAUCCGAAAUAUUUAUUUUAAAAUAUUUAUGAACAAAGAAUGUACUUGCGUAGAAAUUCGAUAUCAAUAAGAUUCCCCACCAUUUAAGAUGAGGGGCAGCUGUUUUAGGUCCGUGAUUUUGUUAAAUUUUUCGAACCAUUUGUUAUUAUUGAAAUUAAAAGAACGGUGAGUAAUUUGGAUCAAGAUUUAGAUUUAAAAAAAAACAGUUCUAUGGAAACUGGUUAGUAAAUUACUAAUUGAUUAUCGUUAGCUUUCACUUCUAUAAAAUUGGGUAAAACAGACUUCUUUGAGUUUCCUUUCCGAAGUAGGGAGCUUCAUUGCUGACAGGUGAACAACAAUACUUCAAUUAUAAAUUUAUUUUUUUAUGUUAUUUCAGAUGUCUGAACCUGACCUUUAUGACUUCAUGAGAAGUCGCAAUAUUAAAGAUGAUAUUAUAAGAACAUUGAUAGAGGAAAAGAUAGAUUCCCAAACUAUCAUUCACAUGUCAGAAGAGGAAUUGACAAAGUUUGUGCCGCUGUAUGGGGAUCGCAAAGCAAUAAUAGCGUUUAGCAGGGACAGAAAAGACACGUCUUGUGAAAAGAAAAAGAAGACAAAGACGUCGUUAAUGAAAAAACUUCGGGCAAAAGUGAAUGCAAUAAAGGGAGGGGCCUCUUAUAGUAGUGGAGAUGAGGAUGAGGAUGAAAAAGAGGUACGUAGUUCUUUGAGUAAGAAACUGAAAGGCAACAAGAACGCAGAAAAAAAGAAACGUCUUGUGGAUCUAAGCUGUUUCCAUAAUGACGGUGAUGCAUAUCAUCAGAUACGAGGAAACAAGGGCGGUGGCCCUAAGUCGUUUGACAUGGAAAAAUUUGAUACGAUGGGACAAGUAUUAGACCUUGCCAAACAGCUGUAUUUUCCAAAUGGACACAACGCAGUGAGAGGUAAAAUCACGGAAUAUAAGAUAAAAUUAACUGACACAUAUUUUCAAAACAUCGACUUACAGUCUACCGUGGAGUCCUGUUAUAAUCGUUUAAAGAUGAGACAAUUGAGGUUCAACUUCUGCACAGAAGGCACUACUAGUACAAUUGAGAGUGACGAGUUGCCACCUUUAUCAAUUCCAAAGAAUAGGAAUGCAACUGCUCAGAGUGGAGUUAUUGAAGUAAUGGAAAUUAUUGACUUGCCUCCAACCUGUUUAAGCAAACCUGAAAAAUCAAAUGACAUUUUUGUCACUAAUGAUUUUUAUAAUGCAGAACUUCCGGAUAUCCAAACAAACUUUGAUAUUGCUGAUUUUUCGUUCGACGGUGAUAUUGCAUUUGGUCCUAAUGUACGGGCAAGCAAUGUAAGCUUAGACUCGACAUUACCAUUAGAGAGUGGAAGUGGUGAUACUUUGGACAGACCAUUAGAAUUUGGAAAUGCUGGUACAGUGGAGAGAAAAAUUAUUCGUAUACAUAGGGCUUCAGCUUUAAUGGAUAUGAUAAUUCAUUUUAAAGAUCCAAACAUCAUGACUGUAGACAUUGAUGCCAUCAUGGUAUUAGACAAUGGUAAGGAAGAAGCCGGAGAAGGAGAUGGUGUUUUCAGAGAUUGUAUAACCCAGUUUUGGGAUGAAUUCUAUGAACAAUGCACAGAGGGUCGUAUUUUCAAGGUACCUGUACUUAGGCAUGAUUUCCAAAAGGAGGAAUGGAAAGCUGUUAGUAGAAUAAUAAGAAAGGGGUUUGAAGUCAGUGGUUACUGGCCCAUUUCAAUUAUGCCUGCUAUAUUCGAAGAGUGCAUUCAUGGAAGCAUUGAAUCAAGUCUGAUUGAAUUGUUUUCAGAUUACUUACCUGAAAUGGAAAGUCAGAUUGUUAAAAAAGCUAUUUCCAAUUUCAAUGAUGUGGAUCAAGAUGACUUCAUUGAAUUCCUUGAUAGUCAUUCUUGUAGAAAAUUGGUGAAUUCUGAAAAUGUCCUGCCAAUUAUUGGAGAGUUGGCACAUAAAGAGUUGAUUCAACAACCACGAUACGUGAUCGAAUGUUUCCGUUCAGAAUUACGACAGUUGCAAGUCACUCCAGGCAAACUACAACAAAUUUAUCAAGAAAUGAAACCAACAUCUAAGGAAAUUUUGAAAUCCUUGAGUGUACCGGAAAACAUGAAAGAAGCGGAAAGGCUAUGUGCAGGCUUUUUAAAAAGAUAUAUCAAAGAUCUAGAUGGAGAAAAACAAAAGGCUUUCUUGAGGUUCUGCACAGGUUCAGAUGUCCUGCUGGGAAUGAAAAUAACGGUUGAGUUUUUUGAAUCUAAAGGGUUCACACGGUCACCAAUAGCUCAUACAUGUGGGCGAGUAUUACAAAUUCCAUCAACUUAUGACACAUAUCCUUCUUUUAGGUCUGAGUUCAAUUAUCUGUUGAACAGUAAGGUUUGGGUAAUGGACAUAGUUUAG